AUUCACUUUUUUUUUUCUCUAUAGUUUUUUUUUUACAUGGAAUUUUAGUUUUUAUAAAGUUUUCGUUACAAAUAUGAUUUUCCAUCUAAAGUUGAAUAAUUUUUUAUUUGACUGUUUAUAAAUUAAAAUUUUGCUGGACAAAAAUUGAACUGGCAAAAUCAUAAGUAACAAAAAUAGACAAUUCUUUGAACAUUUGCCCCGCUAGAAAAGUAAGCUAGAUUUCAAUUGAAGUACUUUGGAGUGAUUUCUCCGAAGAUGAAGCUGGCAUUGUAAGUCAAAAAAGUCUUUUUUAUUUUUUAUUUCUUUAGUUUCCUUUCCGGCCAAAAAAGUAACCUGUUUCUCCCUUUCGGCGAAAUUUUUAAUCACAGUGAUAAAGGCAAAAAUGGAAGCUCUCUCUUUGUUAUCGGUGGAUGAAUGCAAACCUCGCUCUCUUUCUUGAGAAAGAAUACGAUGGCCAUGCUCAACCAAAUACUGAGAUGGCUGAAGAAACCAAAGGUGCUGAGACUUGUAUGUCUUGCUUCAUCUGUUGUUGGAUUGGUCUGUCAUGCACUCUGUUCCUCUUUCAACCAUUUACUGGGAAACUGGAGCCGCUGGAAGAUGCUUCUUUACAUUGCUUUCAGCUUCAUCAUUUGCCUUGCCGUCUUGUUCGCACCGGCAAGGGUAAACCAGAUGGAUACAGCGUGGUCUCCUUUGCUGCUUUUGCUACCAUGUCACUUGGCUUGUCAGAUCUUACUCAAUUUGGAUUCCAGAUCGAUCUACUAUAUUUUUUCUGCGGAGGUCUACUAGUACAACUCAUGAAGAUCAAAUUGUGGUUAGUCACUGUUGGAGGGGGUUUCACUUAUUCCCUCCUCCAGCUUCGUUACUAUCCGAGCGACUCAAACGGAGAGAACCUUCGGCUCGAGAACCACAAUCAAGUAAUCAUUCAAGUUAAUGAUUCAGGGAGUGUACCUACAAGUCAUGAACAAGCUGAUUUUGACGGUGCUUUUGGUACCUCAUCAGAACAUCGAAGAAGCAUGUCACAAGAAGCUAAUGUUGAUGUUGACAGUGCUCUUGCUACCUCACCAGAACAUCGAAGAAGCAUGUCACAAGAAGCUGAGGUUGAUGUUGACAGUGUUCUUGGUACCUCACCAGAACAUCGAAGAAGGAUGUCCCAAGAAGCUAAUGCUGAUGUUGACAGUAAUCUUCGUAUCUCACCAGAAGAUGGGGAUCUUGGAUUCCAAGACCAUCCACUCACUCAAAGCAAUUCACCUUCACAAGAUGAAAGCGUUGAUGAUGGGCUUAUCAUCCAACAACAGCUUAUGAAUUGUAUAAAGGAACUUGAGAAGGAGAAUAAGAUGCUUGUUCCCUUUGUUUGCAGUCAUGUUGACAAAUACCUUAAAGCCGUAUUUGGCUCCAAAGAAGAACCGUAUGCUGAUGUCAACAUGGUUUUGCAUGCACUUCCAACGGAAAUUAUGAGGCGCCUAAAGGAAAUCGUGAAGCUGACGGUAGAUGCAGGUUUCGCGGGGGAAUGCAGCGACAUUUACAGUACAUGGCGAAGAACGUUUGUAGAACAGUGUCUACGAAAACUUCGUCUGGAAUUUCAAACGUCCAACAAUAAGGACGUUACGAAGUGGUCAAAAACCUGCAAGGCAGUUUGUAAGAUAUUUUUUCCCAAUGAAAGAAGACUCUGCGAUUACCUCUUUUCAGGUUUAUCUGUCGCUGGGGAUGUCUCCUUCGAGAAGGUUUGCAAGAGAGUGACGAUUGUUCUACUGGAAUUUACCCAUAUCACCAUAACAACUAAGAACUAUUCGAGGAAUCUUUUGUUCAACAUCGUCCCUAAAAUGUUGGAGUCAUUGGGCGAGCUGGAACCGAAUUUCAUCCCUUGUAACAAUUUGUCGUUCGUACCUGACCUUGGAGACAUUCAGCAAUUAUUGGCUAUGGUAAACAACUUUAGGGAUAUUAUUUACCCUGGUAAUGUGCAGGCACCUGUUACCCACAAAGAGAUUCAUCUCUUUACUAAGGAAUCAAUGAACUACAUCUGUAGAAGUUGUGUAGUUUGGACAAAGGGGAGGGCUGGCCAAUCUGACCGCGUCGGUAAUUCUUCAUUUUGGGUGGUGAUAGGAAGGAUGGUUGAUUUGCUAGAGAGCGAGUUGGAAGCCAUUUCUAAAGACUUCUACGCUGGCAAUAAAGAUCACUAUCUUUUUAUGGUCAGUUGUCUCUGCUACAUAUCAGAAAGGACGCAUGAUUUCAAAAUGGACAAUGAAUGGUUUCAACAACGCAGAGCAAAGGUCACCCGAAACUUGGAAUUGUAUGCAGAAAGUUUGCUGAAUGAGGAGAUCUCAGAGAAUAAAAAACAUUUCGAUUCGAUUAUGCGUUCGUAUAUUCCAGCGAUGCAUCCGGAAGACAAGAAAACUGUAUGAAGUUUGCAAGAAUUGGAAUACAAAAUUACAGUCUCACGAGUAUCCUAUAAAAUGCGUUUUAUUGUGUUUAUUGUAAUGUAAUUAAAAAUUUGAUCCUAUAUUUAUUGUGUUUAUUUAAUUUGAUUUUUUUUAAAAUUCAAUUUUCAUUAUAUUUAAAG
Vigna radiata var. radiata (mung bean) is the source of this 2557-nucleotide messenger RNA. RefSeq lists its product as uncharacterized. The record is from RefSeq and is a predicted model, not a curated record. The transcript has 2 exons. NCBI's taxonomy places the organism in Eukaryota, Viridiplantae, Streptophyta, Magnoliopsida, Fabales, Fabaceae. Gene Ontology annotation, cellular component: exocyst. Bases 411 to 2399 code for a protein of 662 amino acids. Gene Ontology annotation, molecular function: phosphatidylinositol-4,5-bisphosphate binding. Gene Ontology annotation, biological process: exocytosis.